Calidris pugnax (ruff) is the source of this 15652-nucleotide messenger RNA. RefSeq names its product argonaute 2, RISC catalytic component (gene AGO2). Gene Ontology annotation, biological process: regulatory ncRNA-mediated gene silencing; regulation of DNA-templated transcription. The record is from RefSeq and is a predicted model, not a curated record. Gene Ontology annotation, molecular function: RNA binding; endoribonuclease activity, cleaving siRNA-paired mRNA; protein binding. Bases 128 to 2569 code for a protein of 813 amino acids. Gene Ontology annotation, cellular component: RISC complex. The transcript is spliced from 18 exons. Lineage: Eukaryota; Metazoa; Chordata; Aves; Charadriiformes; Scolopacidae.
UUUUUCAGUGCUUGCACCUCCUCCACCGUUGCCACCACCAAUACAGGGAUAUGCCUUUAAACCCCCUCCUCGACCAGAUUUUGGCACUUCUGGGAGAACAAUCAAACUGCAGGCCAACUUCUUUGAAAUGGACAUUCCUAAAAUAGAUAUCUACCAUUACGAAUUGGAUAUAAAGCCAGAAAAAUGCCCUAGAAGAGUUAACAGAGAAAUAGUGGAGCAUAUGGUUCAGCACUUUAAAACCCAGAUUUUUGGGGAUCGCAAACCGGUGUUUGAUGGAAGAAAAAACCUUUAUACAGCUAUGCCGCUUCCCAUCGGGAGAGAUAAAGUGGAGCUGGAGGUCACGCUGCCAGGAGAAGGAAAGGACAGAAUAUUUAAGGUGGCUAUAAAGUGGAUGUCCUGUGUGAGUUUGCAGGCUUUACAUGAUGCUCUUUCUGGUCGGCUGCCAAGUGUCCCGUUUGAAACCAUCCAGGCACUGGAUGUAGUGAUGAGGCAUUUGCCUUCCAUGAGAUAUACUCCUGUGGGGCGAUCUUUUUUCACAGCAUCAGAAGGGUGCUCGAAUCCAUUGGGGGGUGGCAGAGAAGUUUGGUUUGGCUUCCAUCAAUCAGUCAGACCUUCGUUAUGGAAAAUGAUGUUAAAUAUUGAUGUAUCUGCAACGGCAUUUUACAAAGCACAGCCAGUUAUCGAGUUUGUAUGUGAAGUUUUGGACUUCAAAAGUAUUGAAGAACAACAAAAACCUCUGACAGAUUCCCAAAGGGUGAAGUUUACCAAAGAAAUAAAAGGUCUAAAGGUGGAGAUAACACACUGUGGACAAAUGAAAAGAAAGUACAGAGUGUGCAAUGUCACCAGACGACCAGCAAGUCACCAAACAUUCCCACUUCAGCAGGAGAAUGGACAAACAGUUGAAUGCACUGUAGCUCAGUAUUUUAAGGACAGGCACAAAUUAGUUUUACGCUAUCCUCACCUUCCAUGUUUACAAGUUGGACAGGAGCAGAAACACACGUACCUUCCUCUCGAGGUGUGCAACAUAGUGGCAGGACAAAGAUGCAUAAAGAAACUCACUGACAAUCAAACUUCCACUAUGAUUCGAGCGACUGCCAGAUCAGCACCUGACCGUCAAGAAGAGAUUAGCAAACUGAUGCGGAGCGCGAGUUUUAAUACUGACCCUUACGUUCGUGAAUUUGGAAUAAUGGUCAAAGAUGAAAUGACAGACGUGACCGGUAGAGUCCUGCAGCCUCCUUCCAUCCUCUACGGAGGCCGGAACAAAGCGAUUGCUACACCAGUUCAAGGAGUCUGGGACAUGAGGAAUAAACAGUUUCACACUGGAAUUGAAAUAAAGGUUUGGGCCAUUGCCUGCUUUGCUCCUCAGCGCCAGUGCACUGAAGUUCAUCUGAAGUCCUUUACAGAACAACUGAGGAAGAUUUCCAGAGACGCGGGGAUGCCCAUCCAGGGGCAGCCGUGCUUCUGUAAAUACGCGCAGGGAGCUGACAGUGUGGAGCCCAUGUUCAGACAUCUCAAGAACACCUACACUGGGCUGCAGCUUGUUGUAGUCAUUUUGCCAGGAAAAACACCAGUUUACGCGGAGGUGAAGCGCGUCGGCGACACCGUGCUGGGAAUGGCUACGCAGUGUGUGCAGAUGAAAAAUGUGCAAAGAACAACACCCCAAACUCUGUCUAACCUUUGCUUAAAAAUAAAUGUCAAAUUAGGAGGCGUAAAUAAUAUUUUGCUGCCACAGGGAAGACCACCAGUAUUUCAACAGCCCGUCAUAUUCCUUGGUGCUGAUGUAACUCAUCCGCCAGCGGGAGAUGGAAAAAAGCCUUCCAUUGCUGCAGUUGUAGGAAGCAUGGACGCUCAUCCUAACCGAUACUGUGCCACUGUUCGCGUCCAGCAGCACCGCCAAGAGAUCAUCCAGGAUCUGGCUGCCAUGGUCAGGGAGCUGCUUAUUCAGUUCUACAAAUCGACCAGAUUUAAACCAACUCGGAUAAUCUUCUACAGAGAUGGUGUUUCCGAGGGGCAGUUCCAACAGGUUCUCCAUCACGAGUUGCUGGCUAUCAGAGAAGCGUGCAUCAAGCUGGAGAAGGAUUACCAGCCUGGCAUUACCUUCAUCGUUGUGCAGAAAAGGCAUCACACCAGACUCUUCUGUACAGACAAAAACGAGCGGGUUGGGAAAAGCGGGAACAUUCCAGCUGGUACCACAGUGGACACAAAAAUCACCCACCCGUCGGAGUUUGACUUCUACCUGUGCAGUCACGCUGGGAUUCAGGGAACGAGCAGACCUUCUCAUUACCACGUCCUCUGGGAUGACAAUCGUUUCUCUUCGGAUGAGCUGCAGAUCCUUACCUACCAGCUGUGUCAUACGUACGUACGCUGUACCCGUUCCGUUUCCAUCCCUGCACCAGCAUAUUACGCCCACCUGGUUGCCUUCAGAGCCAGGUAUCAUCUGGUGGAUAAAGAACACGACAGUGCUGAAGGAAGCCACACUUCGGGUCAGAGUAAUGGCAGAGAUCAUCAAGCACUUGCUAAAGCAGUUCAAGUUCAUCAGGACACCUUGCGCACUAUGUACUUUGCUUGACAUGUUUUAAUGUUUAGCGACUCAGUACAAUCCAGAGGUGGAUUCACACGAGACCAGCUGCACUUAGACCAACAGUUGCCCGAGCUACAGUGACAGCCAGCAAUGAGUGAUGCAUCUUAAGUUUAUUUUAUUUUUUUUCCCCUCUGUUUGCAAGAAAGCCUUCCGUCCAAAAUUUCAGUCUUGAUCAUGAACUGCAUUCUUGUACCAAACCCCGCUAUUGUUGGAAAUGUGGUUUGCCAAAAAAAAUAAUCUCUAAGCUGCUUGGUAUAAAACAGACCCAUAUUUUAUAAUUCAAUCGAGAGCUGUGAUCUCAGGGCUUAGGGAAAAAAAAACCCAAACCCAACCCACAAAACUCCUCAUUCAGUUUGCUAUUCAAUGAAUCGCUUUUAAUAAUUUGGAAAGACCUAAUUCCUACUAAAUUUUGAUGGGCUACAAUGCUGUGAAUGAGCUUUUAAUACAAAGAAAAGCAAAUCUUUUUUUGACUAUUUAUGAAGCCUUGAUUAUUCUAGAUGCAUUUACAAAAUUUUUAUUUUCAAGAGAGUGACAAAAUCCUGGUUUUCAACUGUCUUAUAAAGAUUCUUCUCUGUGUGUCUAAGGGCAAAUGUAUUUUCUGAAGCUUGUUCUUGAAUGUUUUUUAUUGUGCUGCAUUUGAAAAUGUUUUUCAUAGACUAAAGAAGAAUUUUAAAAAACAGAAUGAACUUGUACCUAAGCUUUUACUAGGUCGUUAGAUUGGCAAAAGAAAAUGUGCCAUUUAAAAAAAAAGAAAAAAAAAUUGUAAAGAAUUUUUUUAAAAUCAUACUGACAGCUAACUUUAGAAUUUGUCAUACAGGACUGUGACACUUACUUUCCAAAGUCUCUAAAGAAUACGGGUCUGUGGUGAUAAAUCCAGUACAAUCCUUUUUCACUGUUGUUUGAGUUAAUGUAAAUUUUAUAUAUGUUUCACAGUAUUAAUGUGAUAGACUAGAUGCUAUUAUUUAUUUUUAUUUACUAAGGAGUGCUCAUUAUAAUUCUGUUAACAUAUCAAGAAUGCUUUGGAGUUAGAAAUGAAAACCUUAUGGUGGGGACAGUACUAUUCAAAUGCAAAAAAAUAUGCAAUUCACUUGGCUGUGAGAGUUGAGGGAUGCGUCCAGUCUGUGUCGUAGGGCUUGGAAUUGGUAGAAAGGCUCUUUAAGCCUGCACACAACGGAGCAGGUUUUACCUGUGCAGUUCAGAGACGCACACGAGACCGACAUCCUACGUUCAUUCAAGCACAAAACAAUUGUAUUUUAUUUAUAUGUUGAGUAUUGGUAAAGCAGGAGCUCCGGUAGAGGAGAGCGGCUCACUGUAAUUUAGAGGAAAGUCAGAGAAUCUAUGCAGUAAAGAUAAAUCUUAGGAAACUGAAGUUUACUUAUGAAGGGGGAGGUUGAAACUCUCUUCAUUAUGCAUAAGGUCAAUAGUAAAUGGGAGAGUUUCGCCAUUCUCUUAGGAGAAGCAUUAACUAGAACUGAUAAUUACCAGACAAACGCUUCUGUUAGUUUGCACACUGGGUUCAUUAAAAAAAAACCAACCAUAAUACAUAUAUAAACCAUUGCACUAAUCCUGAUGCCACAAGGAAGUUUAGAAGAAAAUGGAAAAAAGCCCAGGAAACUUGUUUAUGCUGACUUGAUUUUUGUUUAUUUUUCAUAACUGAAAUAACACGUUAAGAGGCAGGUUCUGUAAAAUUUCUUUCUCUUCCAUGGCUGUGUUUGGCUUUGUCUCUUCCCUUCUCUCUCAGCAGAUGCUGGGUCGCUGUUGUGAAUACAUUUACCUCUAGCCCCUGGGCUGGGCGAGUAGCUUUAACCAGGAACAGAGCUCUGUGCCAUACAGACCACGACCCGUUGCUCUCCAAUAAGCUAGAAAAUGCCCAACUUUUGCUGCAUAAAAGAGUUUUAGGUACAUGAACUUGUGCGAGUUCAGAUCUUCGCCUCGGAGCAGCGCGGUGGCUGUUGGUGGUGUUCAGGUGAAAUAACAAUGUAAAACCUAUCAGUAGAUGAAUUGGGGUGAUUUAAUUCGGUGAUUAGGGCUGCUGGGUAAGAUUGUCUUCUUGGUCGUGGUUGUGUAAAUCCAGAUGUAAAAUUUUGGUGGUUUAACAGGAAGCAAAUUUCUUUUUUUCUUAUCUUUCCGUGUCCCAGCCCGGUUGUACGUACCUCCCCUGAACUGCAGAACCCUUCCCUGGUGGGCACGUUGCCCUUCUCUCUGCAUUUGCUUGAGAGGUUGCAGAUUUCCAUGAAAAUUCUAAUUUGAUGGAGUUUUAUAUAAGAAUUAUUUUUUUAUAUGAAUUAUUCUAAAAAAAAAAGGAAAAAGAUCAAGCCGUUUAAGGCGCCGUUUAGUUGAUUUGCUGUUUGUUACGCAGAGACCUCUUGGAUGGGAAAUUCAUCCCUCCUCUUUCUGGGUGGAUCUGGAAUGAUGGACUUCCUGCAGGUGGUCAGAUGGGGCGAGGAGGGCAGAACCUCUCUUGACCUCAGAUCUUAUUUCCCAAGCAGAUGAUGGGACUUCUCUGCCUCCUCUUUGGGCUGGAAUAGUCGUUGCAGCUGAGAAAAGGAGUUUUUGUGAGAAAAGGAGUCUUAUCCAGACCCUUCAUCUGAGAGUAGCUGUUGUCUGUGUAUCCUCUUGGAACAAACAGCAAUUUGUGUAGCUUUCCCUGAGUAUGAAGAACUUGGGAUGGUUUAUGUGCAUUUCAGGCCAGGGACAUUUUUACCUUUUACAGAUCUUUUGAAGCCUCUUGAUACUGCUAAUUCUUUAUGGCUUGAUUUCUCCCUCCUUUCCCCUCCCACCUCCUGCAAGCGGUCAAUUAGUGAAUCAUUUAAAGCAUUUUUCUAUUGAAAAAAAAAAUAAUUUGAUGAAGUGUAUACUUUGAAAAGUACAACGUGCUAGAAAUCCAGCAGCUCUUCUUUCUGGGAAUAACUUUUAUAUAAAAAAUAUAUAGUAAAAAAUGUCUCUUGUCAAAAAAACCAAACCCCAACACCCACUAUGAACACCUAAAACCCUACUCUUAUUAUUAUUUUUUCUUACCUCCCACGUGUCUUGUAAGAACAGCAAUAUCUCAGGUAAACACAAAGCUCAAGAUGUCUCUGUCUCACCCACGUUCCUGCUGUUGAAGCCACAGCUGAGGUUGACAGUCAGAACCACUAAGUCACUAUGCAGCUCAGGUCAGCAAUAACCAAACGUGCGUUACCCUCCGGCAGUUGGGGUUGGCUUUUGGGGUUUUUGGGUUCAUUUUCAGCCCGUGGAAAGGAGUUGGGUGGCUCCUGCUGCACGAGAGCAGGGACCUCAGCCCUUGAGUUCCUCUUGCUCUCCAUUACCUUCCUGCCGAUGACCAAAUUUUGCUUGAAUUUGGUGGUCGGUGCAGGUGGUCCUGGUGCUCAGUGGUCUGAAAACUGAUCAUAAUUCCACCCCGGUGACAAAAAAACCCUCUUAUUCCCAUGGAAGGUGUGAGUGGUGGGAUGGACAAACUGACCACUCCCAGCACUGUUCCUUUUGCUUUAAAGGAGCGUGCUUGAGAGAUGAAGAGAUACUAAUGAGUUGGUUUUUUGUAUCAAAAUGGUAACACUAUUGAAACAAAAAUGCUCAAAGGCUGAGGCAAGUUGUAGAAUCUCUGUCCUCGGAGAAGCUCAAAGUUGGCUGGAGAAAGUCCCCUUGCUGGACCUGCAUUUGGGCUGGACCAGACAUCUCCAGAGAGUCCUUCCGAGGCACGUGGUUCUGGAGCAACCCCAAAAACCCAAGAGGAGCAAAGCACGAAAUGCUCCUGGUGGGAGGUGAAAAAUAAUAGCGACCAAGAGAAAAUACUUAAAAGUUGUCUUUUUUAAUUUUUUUAAAAUGUAGGAGAUAGCAAGUCUAAUUAUUACAUUCUUAGUUUUGGAAAUUUCCUCUCUGGUGGCUGAAUCCUAUAACAUUGUCCACUCCACCUCUUCCUCCACCCAGAAGACACAGAGUUGAGUCAAUCCCUGAGAGGAAAUGUCCUGUUGGGACCUGUUUGGAAGCGGGUGGGUUUGUCUCUGCCUUAUGUCAGGGUGGCAUUCAAGAUAGCCCUAUGCAAUCUUAACACUCUUAUAUAUGCACUGAUGGAUGGAGUGAGAUCCCUUGGUUUUGUUAGAAUUCCUUAUUUUGGCUUGGUUUGGGUUAGAGUAUUUCAGCAACCGCGUUUGGCUUGAUGUUACCAUCAACGAUCUGUGUUAGGGAAGCUUUGGUGGAUUCAUUCCCUUGUUUCUAGAUCUGUCAAGUUUUGGGAGAGUCGUCAGGGAAGGGUGGUGUGACUUAAAAUGUUGGAGCCAGCACGGAAAACUUAGGGGAAACUUUUAUGCUUAAAACAAGAAAUCCAUAAUAACUAUUUUUUUGAUCUUCACCCAGGCCUCCAGGCAACGCUCCCUGAUCGUAAAAGCCAAGAGGUUGUGAAGGUUUGGCUUUAAUUCUGACUCCAUCAAUAACUCCUCCAGCCUUUGUCCAUUUUUUAACGUGAGUUAAUGCUGUUCAGAUGUCAGUAGAUAAUUUUUAUAACUAAGACAAGAGAGACUAUUUCCACAAGAAUUUUAAAUUUAAGCUUUUGGUGAGGGUGAGGUAUUAGGUUUGUGCCAUGCCCAGGUUACUUUGUGAAAAGAUUGAAGUUUCUGAUGGAGUGAAGGUGGUUCUGAAGCUUUUGUCUAAAAUCCUACGUGUAUUUACACAAAAGCUUUCUGUUAAACAGAAGCUUGUGGCCUGGAGGGGUUUGUGCGUCGCUGCCAACGCUGUUUCCUUUCCUGCAGCAGUAAAUUCCUCAAACACGGUGGUCGUUGGUGUCUCACCUCCAGAAACCCUCUUCCUCGUGCCAAUGGAUCCCUGAAAUUUAACUGGGAGCAAGGACCAGGGGUAAGGUCUGUGUUAACAGCCCCCCCCAGCCAAAUUCAUUCGAUGGCUCUAGGCUUUUUACUCUUACAUGCAGAUUUUGAGGAAGAAAAUGGUGAUAUUUUGAGGUAGAGCAGGUUGGUUCUACAAGUCAAGAUUAUUCAAAACUUACUCAAAACUACAGGUGCUGGAAAUGCAGGAGUGGGACCUUUGGAGGUUGAGAUGGAUGCACUUGGCUCUUGACAUAACCCAGGAGCAUCUCUGAUGGCAAAAAUAACCCAUAAGGGACUUUUUCCUUUUUCUUUUUUAAGAGAACUUUUACACGUUAAAUAAACGAAUGUAAAAAAAACCUCUCAGUAUUUUUCACACUCGAUACCGGUGUAAUAAAAACACAUUUUUGUCCUGUUUUUUUAGUACCCUACUCCUACAGUAGCAUCUCUUUUUGUGGAUUUUUCCUGCCAGCGUGGCUUUCUCAAUUUCUAAUGCAGGACAGUACGUUGGUUUGAUUUUUUUUUUUAACUUUUAUAUUCCAGUUGUUAACAUGCUUCCUGAGGCAUACAUGCAGUCUUUUUCUAAGGAAAACUUCAAGUAGAAGGUAAUUGCACUGAUUGUUUUUGUGUGUGUUUUUUUUUUUUAAAAAAAAAACCCUCCCUUUUUACUGUAAAACUUCCUUUUUGCAUCUGCUGUAGCUGUUGGAAAAUACUGUAAAUAGCGCUAUGUAGAAGCAAAUACUGCAAUGCUGUGGACACCAUUCCUUGUCGUCCUUGUGUGGUUUUUUUUUUUUUUUUUGGAAUACUGCCAUAUUUUAUUUACAGUAUUGAGAUCUGAGCUUUGGUUUUUCAACGUUGUUGGACUUGCCGUUCGCGUUACGGUGUGAAUCCGAGGGCACAGUUUGCUUUAUUGCAGUGGAAAUAUUUCGGGUUCUUCUGUCUUUAUAAAAGUAUUUCUUCCUCCUCUCCUCUACGUGUGUUUCUCCCGCAGAGUAAGGACAGAAAGGCAGGUUUUAAGCUCUUAUUGUUGUCAGUGCAAGGUUCAGAUGCUGGUCUCUGAUGGCACUUUUAGAUCUCAAUAACAGCAUUAAUGUCACAUCUGGCGAUCAGCUGUAGCUGUCGGCGUUUUCCAUCCUUCUUCCAGCAUCUGACUCCUCUAGUGUCAUAUGAAGAAAAACCCAUCUUUGUGGCAGAAUUAGUGGAAUGACAGGGAUUUGGGACCCGUGUUGGGAUGUUUUGCUCUCCGUGGGCGUGGGGCUGUGGAUGUGUUUGUGCUCUGAACUAGGAAAUAGUGUUGUGUCUCCGGGUGCCCGCACGAGAAAGUCAUCGCUCUCCCAUCCAUUGUGCUUCUGUGACCCUUGGGGACAGGAGGGACCCACAGGGAUGCGAACCAGCAAGUUUUGUCUCCUGUUUCUGAGGGUUAAAGACUGGAAAGAUGCGUUUCCUCCGAGAUGGUUUUAAUCCAAAGGAUUUGGGGUGGGUUUUUCUGCGUGUGCUCGGUGUGGCGCGUAUUCAGCUCAGUUUAAUGUGCUUCACUUGCUUUUUUUCAGUGUUGUUUCUUUGCCUGAAGUGUUAAGAUGAAUGUAAUGGCUUGGCCAAAUCACUACAAAAGGUGGUUUCGUGACACCCUUUAGUGAGCAAGCAGCUGCAGUUAAAGGCUACCUCCUGUACUCCUCCACAGAUGACUUCAUUUUGAAAGGGAACCUACUACACAGCAGCCAAAAAACCCUCCCAAACGAACUCUCCUUUUACUGUUUUCUUGCUGCGGAUCUCGUGGUGUCAUACUGUGAUUUUGGAGGCUGCUCCUCCCUCCUCCUGUCUUCCUGAGGUGUCGGUGGGGCUCGUGUCCAGGCGAGGUACUCAAAAGGUGUGGGAGAUGGGGAGGAGAAGGCACAUCUGGCACCUUGGCUUCUCUGGGACCCGGCCCUUCCCUCGCUCACUUUCUAAAAUACUGUUGUUUCCAGUGAAAAAUGUUUUCAUGUUUUUUAGCCAUUGCCCAAAAAACGUCGUGCUUUCACUGCAAAUGACAUGAAGGUGCUUGAAAUAUAUUUUGAAUCUGAGGCAAAAAAAAAAAAUAAAUUACAUAUUGGAAUAUUUUUUAACGUAUUUUUGUAGAUAAGUUGACGUGAGACUGUAACAGUGAAAAUACUAUAUUCCCUGCUCAGAUCAUAAUAAACUUUAAAAUGGAAAAAAAAAAAACAACAAACCAAAAGACCAAAAAAACCAACCCCAACGUUGAGCAUGUUUAUAUUGUGAAUAUUUAGUGUCAGUUUUAUGUGCGAAGCCUUGGCUGUAGCUCACCCUUGAACUAAAGGUGCUUUAAAUGACCUGAACUGAAACUGUAGAAAACUGUGUUCCAUACAUCCCCUUUUGUUUACAAUGAACCCAAACAAGCUUCCUCCUUUCAGAAUGAACCACUCUGCUGACAGAAAUACUACCUGGUGAAGCCCAACGCGCAGUGUGUGGUUUCAUAGCAGUGUUAGAGAUUAGUGUUUUUUUGUCUUUAAUUUUAUUUUAUUUAAAAUAAGUGGGCUUUAUGCUAUGGACGUUGGCAUCUCAGAAGCAAGUGUUGCUGGAAUUAUAUGCUACCUGCAAUUUAUCUUAAUCAAACUGUCUUAAUCUUUGGGUGUAGACACUAAUGAAGUUUAUUGAUGACAGGGGGGGUUGCUGAAGGUCUGAGGUUUCUGGAAGCCAGUUUUUGUUGAGCAAUGGGGAGUGAGCAAAUAAAUCCACUCACUAGCAACCGAAUGGGGCAAAAUCUUGAAGAUUUUGUUCAGUUCUCAGUUAGAAUUUUACAAAGCUCCCCCUAAAAGCCUGAAGUGCAGGGUUUUUCAGAAGACGUUUCACUACAUCUUGUGUUGUGGAUCCGUAGACACUAUUGAGGUCGCUGUGGCCUGGAAGGGGUUUCCCUGUGCUCAAUGUGCUUCUCCAUGAGCAUAUCCUCAUUUUCCUGCCAAAUUGCUAAUUAAGCACUGGUUUCAUCCUCCCUUAUCAGGGUUGGAGUGAGGGCAAGGGUGGUUGCUGAGUUUGGAGGUGGGAGAGGUUGGAGAGGGUGAGUCUGGGGAGCGUUGGCAGCGCUGAGAAAUGGGAGCCACGGCACCAGAUGAAGGGUGAGGACUCCCUUCCUCCCAUUAAAGAGCCUCAAAGGACUCAUUCCUUUCAAUCUGUCCUUGGAGUGGACGGAUGCAGCUUAAAACUACCUGUGGCUGCUCUUCAACCAACCCACCCACCCAUGUUGUCCUACAAAACCUAGUACUUGUGUUACCCAUCAGUAUUAAAGGGCACAUUCAUUUCUAUAGGGCUCUUAGCAGCACACACAGAUUUUAGUUCACUUGUUUCCCCCACUGUCUGGAUGUUUUACUCAUCUGCUUGAGUUUUGCUAUUUUUUUUUUCUCCCUUCUAUAAGCACAGCUAAAAUACCUGCUGGAAUAACGACUGUCUAAUCAGCAGCAGGGAUUACAGGUAGUGACUAACCUGGGAUUUAGCCUAGGAAUUGUCCCUGAAAUAGAAAUUUAAACUUUUCCAGCCAUUUUCUAGGGUUUUUGGUGGGUUUUUUUUGAGCGUGCUUGGCAAGCAGGAAUUGUGGAAAGGUCAGCAAACAAGCUUGGGAAUUUCUAAUCCCCUGGCUGGUGCUCUUUGUAUUUGCUUUGUUAGGUUAGAUUUCCUGUCGGGGAAAAAAAAAAAUAAAUACCCUUAAUGUGGACUCUGUGCUGUAUUUAUCAGCUUUUCCUAUUCUUAAAUCCACGACCAGAGGAAGCUUCUCUCGUGCCAGUACCUGGAAUAUUGCACAUUUUUGCUUGCUUUGCUUGAUUCAGAAUCUGUGUUUUAGGGGCACCCCAAAAUCUCAGCGCCGUGGGCGUGUGCCGGGGGUAGGAUCCGAUCUGUCGUGUGUCACCGUCGUGUUACAAAGAAGUUUUUCCAGUUUUCACCAAAGUUAAUUCUGCAUCAACUGUGCGAUGCUCAGAUCCCGCUGUUUCUGUGCUGGGGGGGAAAAAAAGGUAUUAUCAACUAAAUCUGUUGUUCCUGAUAACUUUUUUUCUCAUUGGACUUAACAAGACUGAGCCCUUAAAUUGCUCCUCUCAUUUACGAGUCACAACUUGGUGAUUUUAUUAGAAAGUAAAUAACCCCUCUCUAAUUGCCUGACCCACUCGAAUCUUUAAUUGAUCUUCAGUUGCCCGGCACUGGGGAAUCCCCAGUAUCCUCUGGGAAAUCCCUCCCACCACCAGAUGGGUGCAUUUUUUCCAAUACUUUGGGAAAGGUUUGGGGCAGGAGAAAUCGUUUGAGUACCUGGUGCUGGGAAGGGUUAUUAUCUGCUUUCCCUUAAGGAAUAAUUGCUGGUAGACCAUUUGGGAGAGCAAGGCAUUUGUUGAGGGAGGGAGGACGAAAAGGGGAAAAAACACCCCAAAACUAAAACCUAGAACAAGACACAUGGAAGUGUGUGUGUGUGUAUAUACACACAUAUGGUAGUGGAAGGAAAGGGAGACUCUUCAUAACAGAUCUAAAAGGCAGUAUUUUGCUGGAAACACCAAGCACAGUCUCACAGUGCUUCAUUAGCCAUUAGCUCGUUAGUCUUCAAUCCCCAAAGUCUCCACAUUUUAGGGCAAUUCCUAAGUAAAGCCCCAGGUUUCUGUGCAGCCAAGUGGUUUAACUCCAUCUCGGGAGGGAGGUGGAAAACAGAAUGUAUUGAUUAAAUCCAUAUUAUUAUUAUUAAUAGUAGUAGUAUUUUUGUCCUUCACUUUGGUACAUUGCAGAUUGAACUGACACCUGUUAAGGGUUUUAAUCUCGUAAUUAUUUUUUUUAUAAUUAUUUUUUAUAAAAUAAGAGGAAAAGAACCAAAAAUCAGUUCAGAAAUUUCACGUUGUCAGCGUUCCCUCAAAUCCGAAUGCUUUUACGACUGUUUCAAGUUUGCUUUUUUUUUGUGUUUUAAAGGAAAAAAAGAAAAAUUCAAAAAGAUAACGCUGUUAAGGGCCUCAUUUCAAGUGGUACUAAAUGUUUGUGGAGUAGUGUGUGUGUGUGUGUGUGUGUGUGUGUGUGUGUGUGUGUGUGUGUGUGGCUGUACUAAGGUGUCUGGUGACAGAGAUGCCCUCGUGCUGGUUGGGUCAGGGCGAUGCUCCAGGAGGUGAAGAAGCAGCUGCAGAAAGAAGCCUUGGCUUUGACUUGUUGACUUGGAGAUGUGUUGACGGUGCUGUGGGGUUCCCCAGGUGGCAUCUGAGGGUCCCUCCAUGUCCCUCUGCCACCAGGAGCUCCACGGAGGUGUCUCUUGAACCCACCAGCCCCAUCUCCCUCCCAUAGUUUGACCUUUGCCUGACGCCGCUUUCCGUUAAGCCUUAAGGAAAUGAUACCUUUGUCAGAUUUCUUAUUGUUGUUGUUGUCGUUGGUUUUCUCAGAGUCUGCAAAAAUACUGUUUUUUAAGGAGAGUAGCUGAACUGGGAGAAAAAGGAAGUUUUCUCACCCGAGGGAAGAAAGGGAAACUGGUGGAUCUCUCUAUACUGUGACCCAUCCUUCGCGCCGCCCGGCCCCGUCGCUCGCCGGAACCCGGGCUCUUUCUUGGCAUUUUUACCCAGAUCUCAGCUUUUUCUUAUUUUUUUUCUUUCUUUUCCUCUCUGCCGGUGGUUGAACAUUGUCUCCUCCCUUCCCCCUGCUUUAGGAACCCUCUGCCUGAAGGAGGAGCAGGGUUUAAUGCUUCAAUCCACGUGGGGAAAGGAAAAGCUGCUCUUGAGUUCCGUGCUCGCUUUGCUAGUGCCAUCCUCUUCCUCUUCCACUCACCUAGAACCCUUACUUAACACAUUUGAAAUAGAGGCAAAGAAAACGUUGGGGACCCAGCUUGCUUUUUUUUUUUUUAAUUAUUUCUCCUUUUUUUUGAAUUUUUUUUAUUUUUUUCCUGAUUUGGAUCUACCUCACGUCAACAGUUGGGUGCUAUUUGACUCAAAUUGUGGAUGAGAUUUGGCAAAAAGCGACCAAACGGCGCGAGUGCCGCGCUCCGCCAACCAAAACCUCGGGGUUUAGUGUUUGGGGACAACAAAUAUUGUAUUUUGAGUUUUAUACUUUGUGCCUUUGUGGUUUUUGUUGGGUUUUUCUGUUUGUUCCCCCCCCUGCUCAGUGCGUAGCAAUCAAAAGUCACGGUCUUAAUUAAAAAGAGCAACUGAAUUUUAACCACAAAGUUUUAGGGAGAAAAAAAACCCCACCAAAUGUAGUUUUAGCAAAUUUUAAAAUGUUUUUCUGUAUCAAGUCAGAAAAUCAGUAUCACAACAGAACUAGGCAAAGAGAAAUAGCCAAUAAAGAGGCUUUUUUGGGAAUAUAUAAUCCUGACCCUUGGUAUCUACAUCUCGGUGUGUAUCGAUCUGUGUCUGCACGGACACACACGGGCAGGAGGAGGGGGGUUUGGGGGGGUGUGUGCAUGUGUAUAUACAUAUUUUUAUAUAUAUGCAUGUGUAUAUUUAUAUAUAUGCAUGUAUAUAUAUAUUUAUAUAUAUAUAAAAUGAAGGGAUGGAUGCGCGAGGGGAAGGGAAUAAAACAUCGACUUUUCCACUGUUUUCUACAGAACAGUUUACAACUUUGUGUAAGUUUUUCUACUACGUGAGCCUUUUUUACUUCAAAAUGAUUCCUUUUCUGGAAGCUUUUUCAGUUGUGAUGCUCUAUCUUGUUUUGAAAUUUAAAAAAAAGAACAAAACCAAAAAAACAAAUGGGAAAAAAAAAAAUCGACUUUUUACCGAUACCUAAAUACAGAGGGGGAAUCUUUUUUUUUUUUCUGUAGAAUUUGUAUUUAGUUUAAAGAAAAAAAAACUAAUAACCUAUCUAUGGAGUUGUAAAAGCGCUGACAUUCCAUCGUGGCAGGAUUUCAAAGCUCUUUUCUAAAGGCUUUCUGCUGCAGAGAGACUCGAACACGAGGAAAAUGCCUCUGUUAAAUGUGUUUUUGUUUGGUUUUUUUUAUUAUUAUUUUAAUAAAACUGCUCCAUCAGGUCUAUACUUAAGCUAUAUUUUCUAAAGCCUAAUCAUCCUUUAAUAUGCUGCGUAUGAAUUAUCAGCAUGGUUGCACUUUCUCAGUAAUAAUGUAUGCCCUGCUAAUUGGCUCCCGGGAAGGACUCGUUAGGUUUUUUUUUUAACGAAACAAAUAGUACUUUGGGCAGAAGGUAAUAUUUAUAGAGGUACCUCAAGACAAAAAAAUUAAAAAAAAAUUAAAAAAAAAAAUAAAGAGCCUGAAUAUGCUGCAUUUUGUUCCUUUAACAUUUUUCAUGUAGCAUUUGUUUGCUUUUAGUUGGAUUUUUUGGGGGGGGGGGGGGAGAAUUACUAGCUACCUGGUUUGCUUUUUUUGGGGGGGGACCCCAGUAGUGUCUUGGACUCUGUUUUUUCUUGCUCUCUCUUGUAGAAUGUCGUACCCGGCCUUGGUUUCAUGCAGUUGGUUUGUUUUUUGGGGUGGGGGGAAUUGCCCGGCACCGUGUAUGUGAAGGGGAGGGGGGGACCAUAAGGAAAAUAACGCUUUACGUCGACUUGAGGAAAAGGCUACUUAUAUUUCUAAAACAGACAAUACAUGUUCUUUAUUCUUAAUUAGUCUUAUUUUUCCCUCGUGCUGCUUUCUUGACUCUUAAUUAGGAGGGGACGGACGGACGGACGGGUCAUUAAUGGAGGAACAACCAAAGCCACCCAACUGACCCAGUUGGUCGAUGUUUUUUGGGGGUGAUGGAGAAGUGGUGGGACGUGGGCUCAGUGUCCCCAACCCCCCCAAUGUCCCCAACCUGCCCCAAAUCAGAGCAGGAUCCCUCCCUCUCUCCAACCCCUCCUCUACUUCUUCCUUUCCGAGUCCGUAAAAACACCAAAAAAACAUAAUUAAAUCUAAAAAUCUGCAGAGAUGGGGAAUUUCUUUGUUGGGAACUGUUGAAGGAAGCUUCAAAGGCUGUGAAAAAAAAAAACCCGAGCAUUUAUUGUCAUGUUUUUAAGCUUAGGUGGGUCCUUUCCCGAGUUUGUUUUACAGCUUGUUAAGGUAAAAUAGUUUGCACUACUUUUGCAAUAAACUCAUGAAAAACCCUAACAGUUUCUGUUUUGGUUUCUUACUGUAUAGAUCUAUACGACUAAUACUAAAGAAUUUUAGCAUAGUGUUUUUCACCUCAGAACAUAAAGACUUGUAACAAAGCUCAGAAUGCUGUAAUUCCUGACAAAAUAAUGAUGUGAAUGAUAUUUUAUAAAAAGUUAUUUUGUAUGGUGUCAAUUUUUGUUUUUGCCUCAUAGUAUGUCAAUAAAAUAAAAUUCCUCAUCUUUACAA